AUGCUCGACACUGUCAUCCACCUGGCGCGCCAGGUCGAUCCGACCCAGACCCAGCCCCAAGCCCGACCUACAGCCCUGACCGAAUCACCGUACGGCUACAUUCCCGCCCUGCCCAAUGUCAUCGCGUACCUCGUCAUCUUCUCCAUUCUUACCGGGAUUCACUUGGGCCUCGGCAUCAAGUACAAGUACUAUUCGGCGUUGGUCACCGUUGUCAUUGGCGGCCUGCUCGAGAUCAUUGGAUGGUCUGGACGUCUGUGGUCAAACCAGAACCCCUUGAAUUGGAACCCAUUCAUCAUGCAGAUCUGCACCCUGAUCCUGGGCCCAGUCUUCUUCAGCGCUUGGGACUACACCCUUCUGGGACACUGUAUCAAAGUCCUUGGACGAGAGUACUCCCUCAUUGGACCGAACUGGUACCUCAUCAUUUUCAUCAUUGCCGACAUUAUUUCUCUGGUCCUUCAAGCUGUUGGAGGAGGUGGGGCGGCGGUCCAAGCCCAAAGAUUCGAAGACACGACGUCGAACACACGCAUCAGUAUCCUCUUCCAGCUGGCGACGACGACCAUCUUUUUGGUCAUGGCGGCCGAUUUCAUGUAUCGCGUUGCGGCGCGCAAGCCGUAUUCGGAGGCGACGAGGAACAAGUUUAACUUGAACUUGAGGUUCCGCCGCAAGGCCCCGUCUGCGCCCCAAUCCCCAAACCCUGACGCGGAGAAGACGAGCCAAGUUGAUCCCAAGUGGAUUCGCAAGUCGCAGUACCUCCUCCUUGGCGUGGCUUGGGCUUCAGUCAUGAUCUACAUCCGUGGCAUUUACCGCUCUAUCGAACUCGCGCAGGGAUGGACUGGGUACCUGAUGACCCACGAAGUAUACUUCAUCUGGCUGGACGGGUUCAUGAUGACCCUCUGUAUGGCUGGGUUGGCUGUUGCGCACCCCGGCUUCCUGCUUCCCGCUAGCGGGUGGAGCUAG
Messenger RNA from Cutaneotrichosporon cavernicola, 957 nucleotides. RefSeq lists its product as uncharacterized. NCBI's taxonomy places the organism in Eukaryota, Fungi, Basidiomycota, Tremellomycetes, Trichosporonales, Trichosporonaceae. The transcript is spliced from 3 exons. Bases 1 to 957 code for a protein of 318 amino acids. Gene Ontology annotation, cellular component: plasma membrane; fungal-type vacuole. The record is from RefSeq and is a predicted model, not a curated record.